Messenger RNA from Mycena indigotica, 2853 nucleotides. RefSeq names its product Zn(2)-C6 fungal-type domain-containing protein. The record is from RefSeq and is a predicted model, not a curated record. Gene Ontology annotation, biological process: regulation of DNA-templated transcription; DNA-templated transcription. The transcript is spliced from 17 exons. Lineage: Eukaryota; Fungi; Basidiomycota; Agaricomycetes; Agaricales; Mycenaceae. Gene Ontology annotation, molecular function: zinc ion binding; DNA-binding transcription factor activity, RNA polymerase II-specific; DNA binding. Bases 1 to 2853 code for a protein of 950 amino acids.
AUGCCUGUCGAUAGCUCUCGUCGCUCUUCUCGAAAGCUCAACAACGACGAUGAAACAGACGUUCGGAGGGCUAGGGGGGAGCUCUCAUGCGCCGAAUGCCGGAGACUCAAACUGAAAUGCGACAAGAAGCUGCCAUGUAGCUCUUGUAGUAAGCAUUAUGACUUUUUCAUCGUCUCCUCCUCAAACUGCUCGGUUCAGUUCGUCGAGGCUGCCCUUCAAUAUGUCCAAAUGGUGCGACAGAGGAGAAGCCUUUCAUCUCAAGGCAAGCACGAGAAUUAUUGUGCGUCCAUGACUCCAGUGUUUAAAUUGUGCUCAUCUCUCUGCCAAGCAUCCACGGACCACCUACACACCAAAAUAGGUGAAAUGGGUCAGCGCAUUCGACAACUAGAAGAUGCACUGGCGAUUUUCCAAUCUUCAACUGGGUCGAAUGAGACACACCCACUGCUCCGCGACGAGCUGCUAUCCAUCAAGUUUGGGCCUGAAAAGGGAACCGCGACCGACAAGCAGCCCAAACCUAGAGAAACUGCAACCACCGAACCCAUCGAUGCUUUGGGGACUUUAACAAUUGGUGACGAUGGAGAAGGCAGAUAUUUCGGGCCCUCGGCCGGCUCAGAGACUCUCUUUCUGGCCGGAGCACAACUCGAAAUGGCAUCCAACACAGAGGAUGACGAUUUCCCUCCACUCAGCCUUGAAAUUGCCCGCUUGUCCAAUUCCUUCCCCUUCAGCGCCGGUGGCCCUCCUGGGAGAGCGUUAGACCUAUUAUUCGACUACCUGCCCGACCAGCCCCGUGCAUGGACUCUUUGUGAGACCUAUAUGGAGCAGUGCGCCUGGCAAUUUCGGCCGAUAUCUCGAGAAGAAAUGAUCGACGACUUCUUGACUCCCAUCUACAAGUCCGCGCGAGACCGAAAAAAUUGGCAAAGCGAGACUGAGUUUCCUCAUGCAAUUUCCCCGCAUCGCUUAGCGGUAUUGUUUCUAACAUUCGCUCUGGGAGCCCUCGUUGAUCUUACUUUGGAACCUCACAAUAUCGAGUCGGAUCAAUUUUACCACGCCAGUCGAGCGGCGCUGGCUCUGCGUUCAAUAUUUGAUUCCCCCGAAAUGGCAACAGUACAGGCGGUCCUCCUCAUGGCAUCUUAUCACAACAUGGGUGGACGAAGAUAUACCAUGGAAAGCUCGUGGUCAUUAAUGUGUCUUGGUUCCAAGCUUGCCCAGAGCGUAUGUUCCUUCCCUCUAGAACUGCAUAUUGAUCUCAUUCGCCCUUUAGUUGGGUCUUCGUAUGUGAACCUGUCACUGUCCGACCUUCCCUCACUGCUUCUAGAUCGAGAUAGUGCACGCUGGAAUAUGGACCCAAAAAUAGUCAACCGUCGACGAUCAUUGUUUUGGGAAACCUUCAGUUCAGAACAGUUCCAGAGCAUUGCUCUCGGCCGACCACCAUCCAUCCGACUUUCGUAUGUCGAUUGCGAAUUUCCUGCGCCAGAGACCACAUUGGAUGAAAAUGGCAACCCUCAAGUAGAUUAUUAUGAGUGGAAGUAUUCAUUUACGAGAGACGUAUUUGCCUUGAUCACGGAGCGCACUCUGACCGCUGAGACGCCAUCUUAUGAAACUGUCCUCGAACUGGAUAGACUCGUUAGGGCCAAAACUCUCCCCCCAUACCUGAAUGUCUUUCUUACACGUGACGAUCAAAACUGCACGCCCUCCACUUACAUGCGAGGAUGCCUCUUGGGCCAGUUCCGUUCUGUCGCUUUGCUCUACAUCCACAGGACAUUCUUUGCUCAAGCAAUGCUCGACCAUCCUGUCAACCCUCUUAGGAGCCCGUAUGCGCCAUCGUUCCUUGCUGCAUAUAGAUGCGCCUCAGGCAUGAUCAAGGCCAACUUAAAUCACUUUGAACGGCGAGUGAUCUCGGGGAUUCACUGUCCUCCAAGUAACAAAUGCCCAGAUUCCCCGAGCUUUGUUGUCGGUGGUGGCUCGUUUGGACACAUCUCGACCAGUCUUCUCUGCAGCGGUAAGCACCGCGAUCUUCAUUGGUCUUAUUUUACUCAGUUGGAGCAGAUCAUUGUGGGCUGUAUUGUUACCCGCUCUCCGUCUUCAAGCAUGGCUCCAACCGCAUUUAUCGAACUCGGUUUAGCCUGCGACCUUUUCGAGAAAGGUGCAAAGCAAUCACGUCGAGCUCGCAGCGGAUUGGCCAUCUUGUGUAAACUUCGCGAAAAGGCUUACCAAGUGUAUUCGCAAUUCCGCAGCGGAAAUCCUACUCCUCCGCCAAAUGGUUUUGGCCGUGGUCUUCAUGAUUAUGGGGAGGACGAGCUGGCGCUCUUUGGUGGCCAGACGCGAGUGCUCGUUAGUAGGCUGAUCUCGAAGCGACAUAAGAAGGAUGAUCAGCCUACGACACCCUCGAUAAGCGGGACCAACAGCAAUGCCUCCUCUCCAGGCAGCUCAGGCUCAUCGGCAAGCGACUCGAUGCCAGAUGUCCACCCUUCGCUUGUGGAUUAUCUUUCGCUUUUCCCUCCCUCCCAACAACCCACAGAGCUUCCAAAUCUCGCACAACCAGAAUUACCUCUUCCUCCAAUGUUGCCACCUCCAGUCUAUGCUUCUAAUGAAGCUCAAGUAGACCCAGCGACAUUCGAGUUUUAUGGAUACGACCAAACAUACUAUGGCACGGCAAUGGGCAUACCGGCUACCCAGUCAGCACCAUAUUUCCCUAAUGUGGAACCCGCUCCGAAAGAUAUGUCUGACUUGGGACUGUUGCUCAGCGGAGACUCGGGUAUAGAUGAGCAAUGGAAAAGUUUUAUGAAGAAGUCUUUCUCGGGCCUGCUCGAUGAACACAUGGAUGUUCAACCAACACAACACGCUAACUAUUGA